Ascochyta rabiei is the source of this 2970-nucleotide messenger RNA. RefSeq lists its product as uncharacterized. Gene Ontology annotation, biological process: phosphorylation; phosphorelay signal transduction system. The coding region runs from base 1 to 2970 and encodes 989 amino acids. Gene Ontology annotation, molecular function: phosphorelay sensor kinase activity. NCBI's taxonomy places the organism in Eukaryota, Fungi, Ascomycota, Dothideomycetes, Pleosporales, Didymellaceae. The record is from RefSeq and is a predicted model, not a curated record. The transcript has 6 exons.
AUGGAUGCGUUCAUGCCCUUCGACGUCAACUCGGAGGCGCUAAACGAUGUCGACUGGUCUAAGACUUCUAUAGGGCCGCACGACUCCUGGUGUUCAUCGCUCAAAUGUCUCGUCAACUCAUGCGUCUUGCCCAUGUCUCACUGCGCCGCCAUCUUCUGGGGAAGCGAUCUUACUGUUAUCGGGAACGCGGCGUGGAACAAAGCGCGAGGCAAAUUGGACGGGCAGGGCACAAGCGCACUUCAAAGCUACAAAGCAGAGGCACUCAGCACUCUGCAGCGGGUCGUGCGCGGUAGGACCGUCAAGGUAGACGCCAGGUUUUUUCUGGAUCAAUUCAGUAACGAGGAUGCUGAAGAUGCUGAGGCACAGAUCCACCUCAGCACCCUUCUUGACGACAAAGGCAGCCGUCAAGGGGUCUUGGCGCAACUCAUGCGUAACACUAACGUGGAAACGUACACUGGACUUGAAGGUCUCGGCAAACUAGCCUCCAGGAAUCCAGCAAAAACCGACAGCCACCCCGGUAGCGACAGGCCGUACGGAAAAAGUAAUGAUGGACAAGCCGAUGCAAUGCAGACACAGCUCUUCCAGCGAUUUGCCGAACUAUUGCCAAAUGGACUGGCGAUUCUUGAUAAAGAGCUUGAGGCUAUCUUCGUCAACGACGGCUUUUUCAGACUCACGACAAACAAGAUGGCCAAUGAGUUUCGCGCCUGGCCCGAGAGCAUUCAUCCGGACGAUUAUGAUCGAGUCAUGUCCGCAUAUCGCAAGGCCUUCUCUAAACGGGAAGACCUUCGGAUUGAAUUCCGGUGUACCAGCGAAGCCGCAGGCGAGAAAGGGGAGUGGAGGCUGUUCCUGUUCAGACCGCUCAACGAGGAUCCUGAGGCCGGAUUCAUCUGUGCAGUUGUUGAUAUCACCGAGAUCAAACAAGCCCAGCUGACCCAAGAGAAAGCCGCUACCGAAGCCCAGGACAGGAAAGAACAACAGGAACGGUUCAUCGACAUGGUCUCCCACGAGAUUCGAAAUCCGCUCAGCGCAGUCAUGCAUCUGGCCGAAGAAGUCAAAGACAUUACACGCGAGCUUAGCUCUGGCCAUGCAGACAUUGAGGACCAACUAUCAGACAUCUUGGAUGCUGCUGAUACGAUAUUACUUUGUGUUUCACAUCAAAACACCCUGGUAGACGAUAUUCUUUCAUUUUCAAAGCUAGAUUCCAUGAUGCUGUCUCUGGUGCCCCGUGUGGUACGACCUAAAUGGGAGUUUUCUCAAGCGCUCAAAGUUUUCCAGUCGGAGUUCAAAGCAAAGAGUAUCAAGUUCCACUACGCUAUGGACAUCUCCUACGAUGAUCAAAAAGUCGACCAUGUUGUUGCGGAUAUCAACAGGAUGAAGCAAGUGCUGGUAAAUUUGAUUACAAAUGCUGUCAAGUUCACUUCCCGUAAGAAGGGUAGCAAGUCGAUUACGGUCUCCAUGGGAGCCUCAACAAAACGUCCGACUUCGUAUCCGCCUAACGUUAUAUACUUCGGUCAAGACAAAGAAUCCUUUCACGUGGACUCCACCAAAUCCUCUGAAUGGGGUACUGGUGAUGUCUUCUAUCUCAUGGUAGCUGUCAAGGACUCAGGCAUCGGAAUCAGUAAAGACGAUCAAGCCAAGCUGUUUGAGAGAUUCAGACAAGCAACACCCAAAACACAGGAGAAAUACGGCGGCUCUGGACUUGGACUCUUCAUCUCUCGUAAACUAUGCCAGCUGCACGGUGGUGAUAUUGGUGUGAGUUCUAAGGAAGGCGAUGGAUCAACAUUCGGUUUCUUCUUCAAGGUGCGACGAUCCAACGGUUCUAGCGAGGAUGGAAGGCCGCUGUUAUCGUUACGUAGCAACUCUGAAAAUCCAGGACUUUCCAAUCAACGAGCGCAAACACCACGACCGGGCUACAGCCGGUCCAAUUCGCAGCUUCCAGACAUCAAGGAAAGGACGAGCGAACAGGACAGAAAGGAAGUCAAACUGGAAGCUAAAGACAGCGAGGGCGAGAGUCAAGACAAGAAGGAUGAAUCUCACGUCAACGGCGAAAGUUUUGGGUUAGGCACAUUGACAAGUCACACAGGUGUAGAUGUUGACAAUGUCGAUCCAAGCCUUAAGAACCCACCUACCGAGUACUUUCCCGAAGCCCACCCUGAAUCUACCGAGGAUAACCGCUAUCACGAGACCAAGAGCGUUGCCAACCAAAUCACUCCUCUCCAAGAAGGUAACGACAAUAAUGUAUCAUACACGGAAUCAGGCGAAAGCAAACGGCAAAAAGCGGCUGCUCACAAAGCCCAUCAAGUACAAGGAACCCGACGCUCGGAAGACAAGCGCACCCUUCUCCUUGUUGAAGACAACCUCAUCAACCAGAAGGUCCUUCGUCGGCAGCUGCAAGCGCGUGGGUUUGAAGUUUUUGUCGCAAACAACGGACAAGAAGCCAUCGACGCUGUAUUUGAGCGCGGGGCGACGGCUGCCCAAGACCAGCAUAACCGAAAUUACUUCGAUUGCAUCCUCAUGGACCAGGAGAUGCCAGUCAAAGACGGAAACCAGGCGACAACGGAGAUCAGGCAGUUGCAGGACGAUGGCAAAGCCGGGUAUAGCAAGAUCCUCGGCGUCAGCGCCAACGUGCGCGAGGCGCAGCGAAACAGCAUGCGAGAGGCAGGCAUGGAUGAUCUUAUUAGCAAGCCGUUCAAGGUCGAGGAUCUCAUCAAGAAAAUCGACGGCUUGACAAUCGGAGAUGAGGAGGUGAAAUCAGCCAAAGAGGCGAAGCGAGAGACGAAGGAUGCGCAACUGAUGAAAGGGGAGAGCGAGACGCAGCAGGAGGAGAAACGAGAGGGUGGUCAGCAAGAGGGGAAGCCCGGCCAAGAACAACAAGAGAAGAGAGAAGUCGAGCAGAACGAGGCGAGAGAAAAGAGAGAAGCAGGAGACAAGAGAGGAGAGGGAGAGCAAGGGUUGGAGAAGAAAGGGUAG